CCGGCACUGCCCGGGAGCUACGAGCUGGCCGGCAAGGUGAUGUUACUUGGAGACUCAGGCGUGGGGAAAACCUGCUUCCUGCUCCAGUUCAAAGAUGGAGCCUUUCUCUCCGGGACGUUCAUAGCCACCGUGGGCAUAGAUUUCCGGAACAAAGUGGUGGCCGUGGAUGGCGUGAAGGUGAAGCUGCAGAUCUGGGACACGGCAGGACAGGAGCGUUUCCGCAGCGUCACCCACGCCUACUACAGGGAUGCACAAGCCCUGCUGCUGCUCUACGAUAUCACCAGCAAGAUGUCCUUCGACAACAUCCGUGUGAGUCCCCUUGGGGACUUGGGAGGGUGGUGCCAGCUGGCCCUGGUAGUGGUGACACUUUCCUUCCCUCAGGCCGACGUGAGCAGUGAACGGGCUGUGAGGACAGAGGAUGGAGCAUCGCUGGCCAGGGAGUACGGGGUGCCCUUCAUGGAGACCAGUGCCAAGACGGGCAUGAACGUGGAGUUGGCCUUCCUGGCCAUUGCCAAGUGGGUACUGGCUCCACCGCUGCAGGAGCUGAAGCAGCGCGCGCUGCAGCCGCCGGACGAGCCCCGCUUCCAGAUCCACGACUACAUCGAGUCACAGAAGAAGAAAUCUGCCUGUUGUGCCUUCUCCUGA
Molecule: messenger RNA, 645 nt
Organism: Chaetura pelagica (chimney swift)
Lineage: Eukaryota; Metazoa; Chordata; Aves; Apodiformes; Apodidae
Gene: RAB37
Product: RAB37, member RAS oncogene family
Cellular component (GO): endosome; Golgi apparatus
Molecular function (GO): GTP binding; GTPase activity
Source: RefSeq, a predicted model, not a curated record